Messenger RNA from Penicillium argentinense, 780 nucleotides. RefSeq lists its product as uncharacterized. The record is from RefSeq and is a predicted model, not a curated record. Lineage: Eukaryota; Fungi; Ascomycota; Eurotiomycetes; Eurotiales; Aspergillaceae. The transcript is spliced from 3 exons. The coding region runs from base 1 to 780 and encodes 259 amino acids.
AUGCGCCUCCUCCUGCACCCCAGCUUGCGCGCGCUGCCGAGGGCCGCUCAGCGCGACCUGCGCAGUCGCAUCUGGCUGCGUCUCAAGUCGCAGGGUCCGCGGCCUUCGCAGCGGAAUACCCCCAAAGCUCCGUCAAAAGGCGCGGUGCAUGAGCCGCCGACGCCGACAGUGUCCUCCGCUGAAUCGGUCAAGACAACGAUGAGGAAAGGUCCACCGGAACGUAUACUGAUUUACUAUGGCGGAACUGGCCGAGCCAUGUUCCUGGGCAUGAUGAGAGUGACAACCAUUUUCUUGUUUGGCGCCGCUUGCUUCCUCGUGGCACCCUUCUGUUACGCCGACGAGGAAAGGCAGUGGAUGACCCCGUUAGUCAUCGCCGGAGGUGCAGUUCCCAUGAUCUCAUUCGCAUACGUCGCUUCACCUUACGUCAACUUCAUCCAUCUCGCCCUCCCCGCCUUUGCCCGGAGAUCUCGUGAAAUGGCUGCCCACUACGCCAAGGAUCUUCCACCGACGGCCGUUCUAUAUCUCAACACUAUGCGGUGGAACACUAUUCCGCGCCAGACUACCGUCCGUCUGGGAGACCUCGUGUCGGACAGGGACCCUAUUCGACCUGUUACUUUCCGGAAUCUGAAGCCUGUUCAACUGCCGUGGUGGAGGACGAAAGCGCCGACUCAGUUCUUUGCUGCUGCUGAAAGCAAGCCUGGGAGACAGACAACAGCGUUCUACCCGGAGAUGUGGCCGGCUAUUUAUAAUCGGAUCCAGAGUCAGGCGAAGAAGAGGUAG